This is a messenger RNA of Carassius gibelio (silver crucian carp), 3478 nucleotides long. RefSeq lists its product as uncharacterized. The transcript has 8 exons. The record is from RefSeq and is a predicted model, not a curated record. Lineage: Eukaryota; Metazoa; Chordata; Actinopteri; Cypriniformes; Cyprinidae. The coding region runs from base 406 to 1320 and encodes 304 amino acids.
ACUUGUUGAGGGAUGCGAUUGUUUUUUUCGAAAAAUACAAACAUCUUGCUAGAUUUGGCUUGUUUUAGAGGAAUCUGAGUAUGUUUCGUCCCUGAUCACUACUUGGGAAAAAUAGGAUCAGGUACCAGAAUUAGUAUGUGACGGGGCGCAAUGUAACCCAGUCACUAAUGAGAUUAGACAGGAUUAUGUCUCUGGACGCUCGAAGCGUCUUCAGCAGGUUUGGUAGGAACAGGUUGGUCUGUGAACAUGCCAUCGGAUAACCAAGCGAAGAGAAACAAACCAACAGGUUAAUUCUUAGCCACUGAAGUUCAACAAGGCUCUGGAUUCGGCUAUUGAAGCAUUCAACCAGUCAGUGUGUCAAGUAUAUGUUGCAGGCAAUAGAGCACCAUGUGAAAUCUUCAUAAAAUGGCUACUUAUGUACUGUGGUCAGCAGUUGUCUGGACUCUCAAGGGCCUGUUGUGCACAUGGAGGUUUUUCUGGGUCAGCCCAUAUUGUGCUCUAAAAUCUGCACCAUUAAAACAGCAUGCAGCUGACACUGAGCAUAAAUUACCAUCCCAACUGUCCCCAGUUGUCCAGGAUGUCAAGCAUCUGGCAAAGACAGAUGUAAAUGCAGACUCAGAGAAGAAGGUCAAAGCAGAAACCUGUGUUCAGCCUGAACGCACAAGUGGUCUGUUCAAGAGACUGCUGAAGGCUGAGGGGGAGAUUCAAGAACUGAAGAUAGAGAUCGCCAAUCAGAGAGCAUCAUGGGAGAUGCGGUUUGUGGAGCUGCAAAAGAGACAACACAAUCUAAGAGAACAGCUGACGUCUGAGAUUCUGGUAAGGACUGGAACACUGUACAGAGAUACUGAUUCAGAAGACGCAAAUGAAGUCUUUCUAGAGUCUGGCUUGGAGAAUGGACCUAAUCCUGAGGAGAAGGAGCAGGAAUGUUCUAGUGGACUCAGACACCAGCAAAAAGGAGAUGGUGGCAGUCCAAGCUGCUGCCCAUCCGACUCCAGAGCCACUUCUGUCAUGUCUAACAUCAGUGUGAGGUCUUGGUGGAGUGGAGGGGGACCUCAUCGAGUGUUUGUGCCCCACUCCCCCAUGGACCUGAAGAUUGGGCACAGGGUCCGAAUCAUGUUACCCUCUGGACGGAUCAGCACCGGUACCUUACGCUACCUGGGCAACAUUCAAAACUCUCCCGAAUACCAUCUUGGCGUAGAACUGGAGCUGGCUGAUAAUGGACAGCAUGACGGCACCCAUGAAGGACAGCGCUACUUUCACUGUGACCCUGGACGUGGCGCGUUUGUAACAUUCAGUAAAUUGUUAAUGGCUUGGGAGUAGAUGCUCUUUUUGGAACACUGAAGUGAAGACUCUUCAGGCCACUCAAAGGCACUCUUGGAACAGUUUGUUGGAUAGAUCUGAGCGCAGCAAUGAUGAAGUAUUUUUAUAGGCCAACCCAGAAGUUAACAUUCCCUACACCAAAAACACAACAGGCUUUUGGAUUAUUGCAGAAAUUAUGCAAAAAUAGUAAAAAGCUAAGUAAACAUGGUCACAUGACUUCAAUGUCACCAAUAUUACUUAUCAAAAAUAUUAUUUAAUAAAUUUUCCAUGAAAGUUGGAGUUUUAAUAGUAUGCAAUAGCAUGGUUAUAAACACAAUGAGGCUGUGAAACUGGUUAAUGAGUAGAUGAGUUUACCUGUUCAGUCUGAACACAUUUAAUGUCCCAUAACCUCUGUAGUCCCAUUUAGUUACUUGUUAGCAACUGCCUUUAUCAGUUCAAGCAAAAGCAACAAACACUCAGGGGUCAUAGAAUGGCCUGUGUUCACCACUUUAGGCAUUUAACCAAAAAACCAUUCAAAAAAAUAAAAUAAAAAUCUUUAGGACGAUGGAACCGGAGGGGCUAAAAUAAACUUUUUCCAGGUUUGGCCUACAAAAACACAUCAUGCCUGCAGGACUAUUUGUGUAUAGUAUAACUCUACUAUAGUAGAACAAUAACUGGCAGACAGGUGACCUUAUAUGUUACCAUAAAGGUGAAAAGGGUGAUUUCUGCGCCACUAGUGACACCAAAUGUAAAGGCAAAAACAAUUAAUCUCACCCCAAUAUUGUACCAUUGGAUGAAUAUGGUAUAGCUAUGUUUUGAAAGUGGCAUCAACCAAUGAAUGUAUUAGCUACUUGGUGUCUCUGUCUGUUAAUAAUCUGUCAUUUUUACCAAGAAAUCACACGUGAUCAUGUGAUUUGUCUGAAAACAUGAUUUUUCAGACAAUAAGUAAGCAUGAAGGUACACCCUAACCCUAACCUCAAAGGGACAUAAACAGAUCGUACAAACAAAUGACAAAUUAGCAAUCAAUUCUGCAUGUAUGUAGAUAUAAAUGUAAAUUUAGUUAGGCCCCGUCCACACAGAGACGAGUUUAGCAGUAUACGCGUAAAUUUUGUAUCAUGUAGGCGUUUUGGGAGUGAAACUGACAUUUUUUGAAAUCGGGUCCCAGACUGGAUAAAUCACAAAAUGCCCCCCUUGUGCUUUCGUCUGGACAGCGGAUCCAUAUAUUUUAUGAAACAAUGACAUCAUCAGCCCACGGCUCACCCCUAGUCAGACACCGUCACGUAACAGAAAUAAAAACAUGAACAAACACUGAAAAAUUGUCUUUUUAUUAACUGAUAUUAACUCAAGAUUAAUAAAUGUUUUGUUACAUGUUGGUUUGUAAACUGUGUGCAAGGUUUAAGCGCAUAGUCCAAAAAAAAAAGAUUGGAUAGGGAAAGCUCUGGCUUCGUGUGGACGUAGCCUUAGGUAUUGUCAUGAGAUUGUUUUGGAAUCUACACUUUUUCAUAUUUAUUUAUGACUGUUGGGGAAAUUCUGCAUUUCAAAUAUAUACUAAAAUAUCAGCACAUUUGAGAUAGAAAUACUCAUAUCAGUCGGUUAAACCGAUCAAAUUAUCCAAAAUAUUUCCAUACAAGGAAAAGUUGUGUAAAAGAGUGAUGAUGGCUGGUCAAAUUCUGUGGAAUUCUGUUGACGCAUUCCAUGCAUGUCUGCUUAUUGCCAAUAUCCGUUAAUGCAAAUGAAGGAUACACUCUAUUGAAUAUGGAUAAAGAGGAUUUUUAAACAGCGAUCUGAGGUAGAAACCAGUCACCUAUUCAGGAUAAGGUCCAAAAUAUUCCCAAGAGGCCAGGUGUGUUCUCCAGAUGCACUUAUAAAAAGAUUUUCCCUGUUUACUGAAGGAUGUGUUCUGAUGUUUCAGGAAAGAGACUGGACCAGUGCAUGACAAAGUUAUACCCCAUUCAUGGAAAUUAAGAUGAUUUUUUUGUAUCGAACAUGUUAACCCACAGACUUCUCAAAGAGAAAUGAUAAUGCUCAUUUUACCAAAUGUAAUAAUGUUACACACGUCUUAAGCUAAAUGUUUGCUGGGGCUUUUUUUUUUCACUGAACUUCCUCUUACAAAGAAAGCAAAUCACAUUCCUAUGGAUUAAGACAAGGAAAUAAACAAUGAUCACAUGAAUUACUGGGA